AUGGCCCCGCUAGCCGUGGCUGUCUCGCGCGCAGGGGGACUGGGUUUCCUCGCCGGCGGGUUCGAUGUCUCGAAUCUUGAGAAGGACCUCGAACACGCAUCACGGCUGAUCAAGGAAUCUCCCCUGGGAGAAGACAAGGACGUGCUCCCAAUUGGGGUCGGCUUUCUCAACUGGGGUGCGGACCGAGAUACUGCUCUUGCCGCACUCAAAAAAUACACGCCCUGUGCCGUGUGGUUCUUCGCACCAGUCAAUCAACCAGACGACCUCGUCCCCUGGGCCGAGCAGAUCCGGACCGCGACGUCAGGGAAGACCAAGAUAUGGGUUCAAGUCGGCAGCGUGGCAGAAGCCAUUGCAGUGGCGAAGGCGAUAAAGCCCGACGUCCUCGUCGUCCAGGGCAGCGACGCCGGAGGCCACGGCCUAGCGCAGUCAGCGUCCAUCGUCACCCUCCUACCCGAAGUGCAUGACUCGCUGGCGCAACUUGGGCAUGGCCACAUACCGCUCCUUGCGGCAGGAGGGAUUGCGGACGGCCGGGGUGUUGCCGCUUCGCUCAUGCUGGGGGCUGCGGGCGCAGUGAUGGGAACUCGAUUCCUCGCUUGCUCCGAGGCGACCAUCGCCCGGGGCUAUCAGUCAGAGAUCCUACGUGCGUCAGACGGAGGCAUCAGCACUGUUCGCAGCACGGUCUAUGACCGGGCGAGAGGUAUCUUGGAUUGGCCUGAUCGAUACAAUGGGCGUGGAGUGAUCAACCAAACCUACAUUGACUCUGUACAGAGAGGAGUGAGUGAUCAAGAAAUCAGAGAUCUCUAUGUGAAGGAAAUAGAGAAAGGUGACGAUGGAUGGGGACCUCAUGGCAGGAUGACGACGUACGCAGGGACUGGCGUAGGCCUUGUGAAGGAUAUCCUGGCAGCUGAAGAGAUAAUCAACAAGACCCUGGCAGGGACGGAUGAGGUGCUAAGAAAACACAGUAGCAGGCUGCAAUGA
Molecule: messenger RNA, 978 nt
Organism: Rasamsonia emersonii CBS 393.64
Lineage: Eukaryota; Fungi; Ascomycota; Eurotiomycetes; Eurotiales; Trichocomaceae
Product: Oxidoreductase, 2-nitropropane dioxygenase family
Exons: 1
Coding region: 1-978 (325 amino acids)
Molecular function (GO): nitronate monooxygenase activity
Source: RefSeq, a predicted model, not a curated record